UCUAGAUAAAGAGGGAAGGGAGAAGCAUUAGCAGGCCAUGGAGAGAUUUGUCUAUCCCCCCUACAGUGUGUACCAGGGGUACAGCGGCACCUUCACGUUCAGCCACAACGGGGGCUUGGCGGGCCCCAAACAGAAGCAGCCCAACUGGAAGCAAAGCAAAGGCAGCAGCCCUUUCCUGGGCGUCCCCACCACCCCCUCCCCAGAAGCCACUCUGGAGCCCAUUGACUACCUGGACAGCAACAAGCAGGUGCAGCUCUAGGGGCUGCUGUCCCAGGUGAGCCUGGGCCUCACCCUGCGGCUCUGCAAGGCCAACACCAAGGAGGUGGGGGUGCAGGUGAACCCGUGGGUGGAUGCUUUGGUGCAGUGCUUGAUGGGGCCUGAAACACUGCAGGGCGGCCACCCACAGAGCCCCUCGGCCUGCUUCAGCCAGGCGGCCCUGGCCAUCUACUCACCUGGAUUGAACCAGCACCUCUUCACCCUGCCCAAGGCGGCCGGGCCUAAGGUGGAGCAGGAGGUGCUGCCCACGGCCCUGGAGAGGAAGGAGGGAGCCGACGGGGAGCAGGCGGCGCUGCAGCCGGAGGAAGACCCCAGUGAGAGGAGCCGGAGGGAGGCCACCUUCUUGGAACAGAAGUAUGGCUAUUUUCAUUGUAAAGACUGAAAAAUCAGACUGGAAAGCGCCUAUGUGUGGUGCAUUUUUGGAAGUAACAAGGUUUACUUUAAACAACUCUGUUGCAAAUGCCAAAAGGGCUUCAAUCCUUACUGAGUGGAAGCAAUCCAGUGCCAGGCAAAUUAUAUGAAUGGUGAAAGACACUCUAAGUACGGUAGCAAAUUCAGGAGACCUUAA
Molecule: messenger RNA, 844 nt
Organism: Chelonia mydas (Green sea turtle)
Lineage: Eukaryota; Metazoa; Chordata; Testudines; Cheloniidae
Gene: ZAR1L
Product: zygote arrest 1 like
Biological process (GO): translation
Cellular component (GO): cytoplasm
Molecular function (GO): mRNA base-pairing post-transcriptional repressor activity
Source: RefSeq, a predicted model, not a curated record